Messenger RNA from Funneliformis geosporum, 609 nucleotides. The record is from the annotation of a GenBank genome assembly. NCBI's taxonomy places the organism in Eukaryota, Fungi, Glomeromycota, Glomeromycetes, Glomerales, Glomeraceae.
AUGAAUAAUAAUAACACGCACAAAUCCCACGAGGCCCUCCCUAUAAGGGUACCCUUUCCACCCCCAAUCGGGGAAAGCGAACUACAACCUACCUUAAAAAAAGGUAAAUUACCAAUAAGAGCGACCAAUCAAUUCCUGCUCUACCGUACGGCCUAUAUCAAGACCAUGCGAGAAAACGGAUACCAGGAUAUCAACAUGCGAGUUAUAUCGAAACUUGCUUCAGAUUCAUGGAAUCUGGAGCCCCCCUUCGUCCAGCAGGAGUACAAGUCAUUAGCUUUGCGGGCCAAAGGCCUGCACCAAAAGACUAUUAAGUAUUUAACCUCCCUUCAUUUAGAGGAUACGAUCUCACAGCGUCCACUAGCGCCAAUGCCAGUGACAAAUGCAAACUCCCCUCCAGAUAUAUCGACAGAUCAAGUAGAUCGACUUUAUGUCGCUGACAAUGUUCAGUCAUCACAGCAAAUUACAGAAAAUGUUUUUUUCACCCCGUCACAUUCGUCACAUUCGUAUUAUAUGAUGGGUCAGAUGGGCCAGAUGGGUCAGGAUAAUUCAUAUUAUCCUAUCAUUGACAUUGACAACGGUUAUUUACCGUAUUAUGAAUAUUAUAUUUAA